CAGUAGACCUCUUGAAGAUUUUAGAUUUUCACAAUUUACCGGAGGGUGUUACGAAAACAACAGGAUUUUGCACACAUCGGCGGUCAACACAAGGAUCUGAUGAAGCCUACCGAGUAUCCAAGGAUGCCCAGCUCUCUGCGCCCACCAAACAACUCUAUUCAGGUGAUGUGUUCCCAGAAGACUUUUCCAUCUUGGCCACAGUGAAGCCAAAGAAGGGCAGCCAGUCUUUCCUGUUGUCUGUGUACAAUGAGCAGGGCAUCCAGCAGCUGGGCCUGGAGGUCGGCCGCUCCCCUGUAUUCCUCUAUGAGGACCAAACAGGCAAACCCAGCCCUGAGGACUACCCGCUCUUCAGAGGAGUCAAUCUCGCCGAUGGAAAGUGGCAUCGGGUGGCCAUCAGUGUGCACAAACAGAGCAUCACUCUCAUUUUGGACUGUAAAAAGAAGACCACACAGAAACUGCUCCGAAGCCCCAACCCCAUUAUUGACACCAAAGGAAUUAUUGUGUUUGGAACUAGGAUACUUGAUGAAGAGGUUUUUGAGGGAGACAUUCAGCAGCUAAUGAUUGUAGCAGACCACCGUGCUGCCUAUGACUACUGUGAGCACUACAGCCCCGAUUGUGAAGUGGCGGUACCAGACCAGCCUCAGAACCAAGACCCCAACACAGAUGAUUACAACACAGAAGAAACAGAUGAUCCCUACUACUACGAAUAUCCCUACUAUGGAGAUGUGGAUGGCAAAGUUUAUGAAUCCACCACUGAUGCAGAGGAGCCAACCGCAGAUGCAAUUAAGGUGACUGAUUCCGACAGCGUGGUGACCAAAGUGGAGGAGGUUAUACGAGGCGGCUCUAGUAGCACCGGUGCUAAAGUAACCUCCUCCGGCUCGUCAUCGUCCGGUUCUUCUAGCAGCUCCUCAUCUUCAACCACGUCAACGACGGGAGACGACAACUAUGCGGAGGAAACCAGUCCCUACGACAGCUACGACAGUUACGACACCUACUACGACGAAUCUACACCCGCUCCAGAGAAGGACUCGACCCGCUUCACCAUCACCAACAUUGACAGCGGAGGGGACAUCGACUUGGGCGCUGGGUCAAAGGUCGCACUUGAAACAGAGAGCGUCGUGGGAGGCGGAGGAGGAACGUUCACCGUAACAACCAACAAGACAACAGCCGGAGGCGCCUAUGACGACUACGGUGGAUACGACUACGGCGACGGCUCUUACACGACGGGUGGAGGCGGCGGCUCUUCUGUCCACAUUGGAGGUGGAGGCGGCAGCAGUUCCACCAUCACUCUUGGAGGAGGUUCUACAGGCGGCAGUUCUGUCUCGGUUGGAGGUGGUUCCGUCUCAGUUGGAGGUGGCACCAUUUCCGUCGGGGGAGGCUCUGUGUCUGUAGGAAGUUCUUCUUCCACUGGGACGGGCUCAGCGAGUGCCGGCGCGGGAGCUGGUGGGUCUGUAGCCACGGGAACCGGAUUGGGAAUCGAUGGCGAGCUCGACUAUGAUAUUGAGAAAUUCAAGGAGGAGGACAUUAAUUAUUCUGAUAGCGAGCUGGAUGCAUAUGGUGCCUAUGAUGAUCUGGAUUAUGGACACAAAGAAAAAGAGCUCCCAGCUGAGACUGAUGAAUAUUAUGGACAGAUUGAUGGUGCCCGUGGUGAAAAGGGGCAGAAGGGUGAGCCCGCUGUCAUUGAGCCAGGAAUGCUGGUUGAAGGUCCACCAGGGCCUGAAGGACCAACAGGUCUCCCUGGACCCCCAGGUUCUUCUGGUUCUCCAGGCAGUCCUGGGGAUCCUGGAGAGAGGGGUGAUCCAGGUCGGCCUGGUCUUCCCGGGGCUGAUGGUUUACCAGGACCUCCGGGAACUGUCCUCAUGUUACCUUUCAGGUUCAGUGCUGGAGGUGACUCUGGACAAAAGGGACCUGCAAUGUCAGCUCAAGAAGCCCAGAUGCAAGCCAUAAUGCAGCAGGCCAGGCUGGCAAUGAGAGGCCCAACUGGUCCAAUGGGUUUAACGGGUCGUCCUGGUCCACUUGGACCUCCUGGUGUACCAGGUCUGAAGGGAGAGUCAGGAGAAGCCGGACCACAGGGACCCAGAGGACCCAUGGGCUCUCCAGGACCUCCUGGAAAACCAGGCCGAAGGGGUCGAUCUGGAGCUGAUGGUGCUAGAGGCAUGCCAGGACAGUCUGGACCAAAGGGAGACAGGGGCUUUGAUGGCCUGGCUGGGCUUCCUGGUGAAAAAGGACACAGAGGUGAACCAGGUCCUGCGGGGCCCCCUGGUGCACCUGGUGAGGAUGGAGAAAGGGGAGAUGAUGGAGAGAUCGGACCCAGGGGACUUCCUGGUGAACCAGGGCCCCGUGGUUUGCUGGGACCAAAAGGACCUCAAGGACCUUCUGGACCCCCUGGCGUGACUGGAUCAGAUGGACCACCUGGACCAAAAGGAAAUAUUGGCCCUCAGGGAGAACCAGGACCCCCGGGACAGCAGGGAAAUCCAGGUGCUCAGGGACUCCCAGGACCACAGGGAGCAAUCGGACCCCCGGGGGAGAAGGGUCCCACAGGAAAACCAGGUCUACCAGGAAUGCCAGGAGCUGAUGGUCCACCAGGUCAUCCUGGAAAGGAAGGGCCUCCUGGAGAAAAGGGACACUUGGGUCCUUCUGGUCCUCAAGGUCCCAUCGGUUACCCUGGCCCUCGCGGUGUAAAGGGAGCUGAUGGUGUGCGAGGCCUAAAAGGAAACAAGGGUGAGAAAGGAGAAGACGGCUUCCCAGGAUUUAAAGGAGAUAUGGGCAUCAAGGGCGACAGGGGUGAACUUGGGCCAGCUGGACCGAGGGGAGAAGAUGGGCCUGAAGGUCCAAAGGGUCGUUCAGGUCUUCCAGGAGACCCAGGGCCACUUGGAGCAACUGGUGAGAAGGGUAAGCUUGGUGUUCCUGGGCUGCCUGGAUAUCCUGGAAGACAAGGACCAAAGGGAUCUCAAGGUUUCCAAGGCUUCCCUGGUGCCAAUGGGGAGAAAGGAACUCGAGGAACAGGAGGAAAGCCUGGCCCACGCGGACAGAGAGGACCAACGGGGCCUCGGGGAGAGAGAGGGCCAAGAGGACCAACAGGAAAAGCAGGACCAAAGGGUAACUCUGGAAAUGAUGGUCCACCAGGACCUCCUGGUGAGAGGGGUCUGCCUGGACCUCAAGGCCCAACAGGAUUCCCUGGCCCAAAAGGACCUCCUGGACCUCCAGGCAAAGAUGGACUUCCUGGACAUCCUGGGCAGAGAGGAGAGACUGGUUUCCAAGGAAAGACUGGCCCUCCUGGGCCACCAGGUGUGGUUGGACCUCAGGGGCCAACGGGUGAGACAGGGCAAAUGGGUGACCGGGGUCACCCUGGACCCCCUGGCCCUCCCGGUGAACAGGGUCUACCAGGAGCUGCUGGAAAAGAAGGUGCUAAGGGUGAUCCUGGUCCUGCUGGCCCUGCUGGUAAAGACGGACCUCCUGGGCCAAGAGGUUUCCCUGGAGAGAGAGGCCUGCCUGGUCCUGUGGGAGCUCAUGGACUGAAAGGAAAUGAAGGUCCUCAUGGCCCACCUGGCCCUGCAGGUUCUCCUGGUGAACGUGGUCCAGCUGGUCCUGCAGGACCUACUGGGCUUCCUGGACGUCCCGGCCCUCAGGGUCCACCAGGGCCCGCUGGAGAGAAGGGCGGACCGGGUGAAAAAGGACCUCAAGGCCCAGCUGGAAGAGACGGUAUUCAGGGACCAGUAGGUCUUCCUGGACCUGGAGGUCCUCCUGGACCACCUGGGGAGGAUGGAGACAAGGGUGAAAUAGGAGAACCAGGCCAAAAGGGAAGCAAGGGUGACAAAGGAGAACAUGGUCCCCCAGGUCCAACUGGCCCGCAGGGACCUGUCGGAGCACCUGGUCCUGCGGGGGCAGACGGAGAGCCUGGUCCCAGAGGACAGCAGGGUCUGUUUGGCCAGAAGGGAGAUGAGGGGACAAGAGGUUUCCCUGGACCUCCUGGCCCAGUCGGACUGCAGGGUUUGCCAGGUCCACCCGGUGAGAAAGGUGAAACUGGAGAUGCUGGUAAACAGGGUCCACCUGGCCCGCCAGGGCCCAGAGGGCCAUCUGGGCCUCCUGGAGCUGAUGGCCCUCAAGGACCUCCUGGUGGUAUCGGAAAUCCUGGAGCUGUUGGAGAAAAGGGAGAUUCUGGUGAACCUGGAGAGCCUGGACUUCAAGGAGAAGUUGGCCCUCCAGGAUCAAGAGGAGAACGAGGAGAGAAGGGUGAGGCGGGUCCUGCUGGCACAGCUGGACCUCCUGGCCCCAAAGGUCCCCCUGGAGAUGAUGGUCCCAAAGGAAGUCCGGGCCCAAGUGGUUUCCCUGGUGACCCUGGUCCACCCGGAGAGCCUGGUCCUGCUGGGUUAGAUGGUCCACCAGGAGACAAGGGAGAUGAUGGAGAACCUGGUCAACCAGGUUCUCCUGGACCAACUGGAGAGUCUGGUCCCUCUGGACCACCAGGCAAACGGGGGCCUCCUGGACCUGCUGGACCAGAGGGCCGACAAGGCGAGAAAGGAGCCAAGGGAGAGCCAGGUUUGGAGGGUCCCCAGGGAAAGACUGGUCCUGUAGGUCCCCAAGGUUCACCUGGAAAACCUGGCUCUGAGGGUCUCAGAGGAAUUCCGGGCCCAGUUGGUGAACAAGGCCUUCCUGGUGCCCCAGGGCCAGAUGGGCCUCCUGGACCUAUGGGUCCUCCAGGUUUACCAGGCAUGAAAGGAGACUCAGGUGUUAAAGGUGAAAAAGGCCAUCCGGGUCUCAUAGGUCUAAUAGGACCCCCAGGUGAACAGGGAGAAAAGGGUGACCGGGGUCUUCCUGGUCCUUCGGGAACAUCAGGUCCUAAAGGAGAUAACGGUAUUGCUGGUCCGCCCGGUCCUCUUGGUCCAAUUGGUCCACCUGGAUUACCUGGCCCCCCUGGUCCCAAAGGAGCCAAGGGAUCCUCUGGCCAAACAGGACCAAAGGGAGAAACUGGAACACCUGGACCACCAGGUCCACCUGGCCCUCCUGGUGAUGUUAUCCAUCCACUGCCUAUCCACGCCUCUAUGAAAGGCAGAACACGAAGACACAUAGAUGCCAGCCAGAUAGUGGAUGAUGCCCCUGUAGACGCCAAUUACAAGGACUAUGAUGACGGCAUGGAGGAGAUCUUUGGAUCACUGAACUCUUUAAAACUUGAGAUUGAGCAGAUGAAGCAUCCACUGGGAACACAAGGCAACCCUGCACGGACCUGCAAGGACCUGCAGCUCUGCCACCCUGACUUCCCAGAUGGUGAAUACUGGAUUGAUCCAAACCAGGGCUGCUCUCGAGACUCCUUCAAGGUGUAUUGCAACUUCACAGCAGGAGGGGAAAGCUGCAUAUUCCCAGAUAAAAAAUCUGAAGGGAGCAAAAUGGCAAAAUGGCCCAAAGACACACCGGGCACAUGGUAUAGUCACUACAAGCGAGGUUCCCUGCUCUCCUACGUGGACGCAGAGGGAAACCCCAUCGGAGUGGUCCAGAUGACCUUCCUGCGGUUACUGAGCGCAGCAGCGAGACAGAACCUGACGUACAACUGCUACCAGACUGUGGCCUGGCACGACCAGGAGCAGGACAAUUACGACAAGGCCAUCCGCUUCCUGGGCUCCAACGAUGAGGAGAUGUCAUAUGAUAACAACCCCUUCAUGCACGCUCUAGUCGAUGGAUGUGCAUUGAAAAAGGGUUAUGAAAAAACAGUACUUGAGAUCAACACACCAAAGGUGGAACAAGUGCCUUUUGUGGAUAUCAUGUUUAAUGACUUUGGCGGCUCCACGCAGAAGUUCGGUUUUGAAGUGGGCCCAGCCUGUUUCAUCGGCUAAGACUGUUUACUGUGUGAAUGGAGGAAAAAAGCAUAUUUGUUUUCUCAGAAAAACAAUUUAAAACUAGGACAAUUCUAUUUGUAAAAAAGUACCUUCUCCUUAAAACAACAAGUAUGAGUACAAUGAAAUCAAUGAGACAAAGGUGAUAUUUUAAAAGAAUAGAGGAAAGUGAAAAAGAGCAACCUUGAAACCUCAGUGUGCCUUCUCCAUCACAUGCAAGUUUUGAAACUGGAUGUCAGGUCAUGUCCCUCUCAUUUCAACUCUCUGUCCAGGAAGGCAGCACUGUGAGCUGCUGCUGUCUGAUGGCCGCACUGUUUACUGUGGACUUAAUAUCACUGAUAUCUCACCUGAUAUCACUCUUUACAUCAGACCUGCGUCUCUUCACAUGGCUUCUACACGUUUUGGUGUUCGCUCAUUCUCCACGGGAGCUUUGUUUGUGCAUAAUGAUCUUCCAAUUAUCUUGAAAUGGACCUUAUAUAUAAAUAUAUAUAAAUAAUUUUAUGUUUGUAAGUACAUUCUGUAUAUUUUUCCUGGUUAAGUGUGUUGUUUCUGGCUUCAAAACAUGCAUGUGACUUUAUCUUUGGAAGGUAAGGAAUCAACUGGGAAAGUAGCAUUCAAUUUUAGAAAUAUGAAAUACUUCAAUUGUUAAUUAGAACGAAACAAAAAUGAGGAAGUCCUCUCUUGUUGCAGGUGUGGAGAACGGCUUGUUGUAAUUUAAGAACAGAAUACAAAUAAAACACAUUCAAGUUCUGUGACAGUAUGUGACAAUUGAUUUCCAAAGAAAAAAAUACAUUCCUUCUUUUCGUCCCUGAGUAUUAUCCCUGUUCCAAUGGGAGUUUAAGUUAAUAAAUGUCGGACUAGGCAGAUGAGGUCACAGUUCACUAAAACACAGACCACACAGGUGCUAUUUUCUCUCUUCUGUGGUGCUAUGUAAUAUUUUCUAUUUUGUACUGUCUGAUUGAAAUUGUAGAUGACUGCCCUUUCACUAUUGUUGAGCUGCAUUGCUGUGGUGUGUGCAUGCCACUUGCCUGCCUAUCUACAUACUGGCCAGUGCAACUUGUCCAGAGUGUACCUGCUUCGGUGACCCGUAUUUGGCGAAUGGCAAAUGAUGAUGUUGGUUUUGAUUAUGGCUGUUUCAAGAUGCUGCAUUCUGGGCUUGUCGCUGGCUGGUAUGUGCCCGUCAUCGGUGCCACAACAAGGAGUGGACGUGCCAAAUUGAUUUUCCCCAAACCCUUCCAACCAAAGUGUUUCGUGUAUAUUUUAAAAUCUAUUUUUGUAUGUAAAAACUACUUGGAAAAAAAAGAAUCUGUACUUAUUAAUGAAUCAAUAAAUGUCACCAAAUUAGCGACGCAAAUACGUAUGUAACACCAAAUACUGCUUGUUGUGCUCCUUUUGCCAUGUUCUGAUGCUCAAUUUAAACUAUGCACUCUUUUUGCUUAUGACCACUAGUAUUGACCACAGAGUUGACCCCCUGCAUAGGAUUGCUUUUUUAACAUAAAAUGAGAGACUUGAACAGUGUCUGUUUAGUGAACUCCAUGCUUGUAGAUUCCUGGUAUUAUUUUUCAUUGUCAUGCAGUACGCUCUUAAUCAGACAGAUCCUUUUGUAAAUUUCUCAAACCAGCCAAGGCUGCCAUCGUUUCUGGUGUUUGUAGAUUUCUAUGUGGUUGUUUGUUUGUUUGUUUUCACAAUCUUGUCAAACCUGUGUAAGAAUAGGAGGAUAAAAGAUAUUUGGUUUUUAUGUCAAUAAAUUCAAGUUUACUGUGGCCAUCCACUCUUGUAUGUCUUUUGAAGCAUUAAACCCUAUCUGUAUGCAUGAAACUGUAAAGUUUUUUUCUCUUGUUAUAUUGUGCCAUGACAUGAUCUCAUGUUCAUGUUUUCUAAUCAGGAUAUAGCGGCUUUUCCAUUGCUACCGAUAAACCAAAGGAUCAUGUCCAAAAUUGUGAAGUGCAGAGAAAAUGAUGAACUUGUAACUCUACCAAAGACAAUGUUUUUGUAGUAUAUUUAUUGUACUAUUUAAAAUCAAUAAAUGUAAAAUGAGACCAUA
Molecule: messenger RNA, 7872 nt
Organism: Periophthalmus magnuspinnatus
Lineage: Eukaryota; Metazoa; Chordata; Actinopteri; Gobiiformes; Gobiidae
Product: collagen alpha-1(V) chain-like
Exons: 65
Coding region: 558-5828 (1756 amino acids)
Molecular function (GO): extracellular matrix structural constituent
Source: RefSeq, a predicted model, not a curated record